Molecule: messenger RNA, 1278 nt
Organism: Pieris macdunnoughi
Lineage: Eukaryota; Metazoa; Arthropoda; Insecta; Lepidoptera; Pieridae
Source: the annotation of a GenBank genome assembly
AUGCAGUCCGUGGUGACUUAUGAAAAGCCCUUGCCACAUCUAACUCUGCCUGAUUGGGAUGCGAGAUUGUAUGGAUUGCAGGUCACCGCGGACACUAGAAGGGCUGAUGCUUUCGACCUUCGAUACAGUUCAUACCAGCUACGAAAUGAGACGAAAAUCAAAACCGAUUGGGACAGCUACCAUAAUAACAAUAGACUUCGCGCCAGAGUAUAUGAAAUAGAGCAAUGGAAAUCUACAUUACAAGAGUUGCUGGACCGGAUAGACAGAGAAAUGGCAGCAUUAAAAGAAGAGAAAGCAUCUACAGAGCGAGAAUUGGAACAACUGAACAUGCCUCUCCUAGUUUGUUCAGAGUGUCUUUCCAACAGAGAUGGAAGAAUGAGUUCCGAACUCACAUAUGAUCUGGCAGAUACAGAAUUAAAAAAGGAACUUUGCGUGACAGAGAGCAAUAAGAAAAUGUUGAUUGACCGUUGUCAAUCCGCUUGGGAGAAAAUCAACAAGCUGGAAGUAGUGAAGUUUAAGCUACAGCUCGAUUUGAACGACAAGAAUGAAAGUCUACAGAUUGACAAGGACAUGCUCAACCUAGAUAAAGACUGUGCCAACAUUACAUACAAAACCGACUCACUGAAAACUCCAAAACGUAUGAUAACAUACGACCAAUGGCUACAAAAAUGCGAAGCAAUAAAGCAAAUGGCAGUAAACGAAUUGCAAGACACGCUGCGCUUACGUGAGUCUCUGUUUGUAGCUCGUGGUCGAGCCAGAAACGCCCUAAGGGCACAGACUGACGUCACCAACUAUAUGAUGAGAAGGAGGAUCUAUGAUACUCAACGAGCGAGGAAUGAAUUGCAGUGGCAGAAAAUGAAGAUGGAAGAGAACAUGGACAAACUGGGAACAGAAUUGAAGACAAUAGGGGAACAGUUUGCAGACAAAGUAAACGCUCUGAAGGUAGCUGAAACCCGUCUCGAGACUCGUGGAUAUCGACCAGGGAUUGAACUAGCCUCUGAUGAAGCGGAUAUUGGCAUGAAGGAGGAAGUUCGCAAUCUCAGAGAGACCAUACGGCAGCUGCAAGAGAAACAGGAUUGCGCUAAAGCCACAUACAACGCUCUUGAGGCUGCUUCCAUCAAGAUUGCGAUAGACCUCAAUGAUAAGGAACAGUCCCUAGAGACUGAUACUCGGGCGUUGGAAAUGAGGGCGGCUCUGGAGCCCAAAAAACCGACCGGGACUGACAAGAACCUGAUUCUGGCCAGUAUGAAAGAUGAGGUGCCGAAAGUGGAAAAUUAA